Messenger RNA from Phragmites australis (common reed), 2899 nucleotides. RefSeq lists its product as uncharacterized. The transcript is spliced from 9 exons. Lineage: Eukaryota; Viridiplantae; Streptophyta; Magnoliopsida; Poales; Poaceae. The record is from RefSeq and is a predicted model, not a curated record. Gene Ontology annotation, cellular component: nuclear pore. The coding region runs from base 559 to 2628 and encodes 689 amino acids.
UGUCGGACGCCUCCCAAAGCUCGCUCGAUUUAAGCAGCAACAGCCCACUGCGCCCACCGCGCUCCACCUCACGCGGGCAACGGGGCAAGCAGGCGGCGCCGGUUGAGCCACGAACCGAGCACGCGACGCACCCUUGCCGUGGGCGCCGACGGCCGCCCCGCAGCACGUACGCGGAAACCACCCCGCAAACAGGAGCCACGGGCUUUGCGCGCUGUGGUCCGCAUUGGAGCCACGCCGGGGCGGUGGUCGCUGCUGCUGCUCGCACUCGCGGAGACCGCCGCGCGAGCCGCAGGAGGCGGAGCUAUCUUCAACUUGGAUCCCCAAAGUGGAGCGCCAACUGGUCAAUGGUAAAUCCCGUAUUCCGUUGUAGGUUCACGGUGACAAUCUUGAUCAAUUACCCACUAUGGAUGGGAUUCCCAAGAACUCUUACCGGUGGUGCCCUUUGGCACCUUAAUUUCAGUGUUGCUUUCCAGAGUUAAAGGUCCCAAGAGCUCGAUCGUAUGGAAAUGAGAGUUAGUUUGAUGCAUCAAGUUUCUAACAAAUUAGAAGUAUUCUGAAAUGGGUGCUAGAGAUGAUGGGGAAGGGAGAGAUGUGAAGAAGGGGGCUGGAUCAGAUUAUGUACCAGCUAGAGACGAAAGAGUUUCAGGGGUUACAAAGAAGCUCAGUAAAAAGGAGACGAAAGAAAAUAGCCCCCGCACGGCCAAAAGCAAUUCCAGCCGUCAAACUCAAAACAAGCUGCAACAUAAAGGAUCAAACAAUGUUCAGAGCAAAUCCCAGAAGCAAAAGAAAACAGUUAAUGCUGCUAAAGCUGUUGAAGUUAGAAAACCAGAUAUUGCAAGAGUUCCUUCUCGCCCUCCAUCAGAAUUUUCUGAGGAAACAGAUGAUAUAGUCAGCGAUGCUGGAACCAUUGAUGAUAAAGGCAAUGAGGAGGCCAAGGAGAUUGAUGUUUUAGAUGAAGCUCCACACUGUGAUCAGAGUACUGGUACUGAUGAUGAAAUUCCUGACAUCGAAGAGAAGAUAGAUGAUCACGACAAAUCAGUUGUAGUUCAAGGGAAUGGGGAAUUAGAGUCAAAAAUUGACAAGCUGGAACAGGAACUUCGUGAAGUUGCUGCUCUUGAAGUUUCACUAUACUCUGUAGUGCCUGAGCAUGGAAGUUCAGCACAUAAGUUGCACACCCCAGCUCGGCGUCUUUCUAGGCUGUAUAUUCAUGCAUCCAAGUUUUGGUCCACAGAUAAGAGAGCUUCAGUAGCAAAAAACACUGCUUCUGGCCUUGUGCUUGUUGCGAAGUCGUGUAGUAAUGAUGCUUCAAGGUUGACAUUCUGGUUGUCCAAUACAGUUGUCCUCAGGGUAAUAAUUGCACAAACUUUUGGCAUCUCACGUCAAUCAACUCCAACGAGGACGAUUAUGAACGUUAAUGGUGGUACUGACAAGUUUGACGGGAAAUCCAUGACAAUGCUAGGGAAAAAUAGCUCUGGCAAACAAGCCAAACUUGCUGCCAUGCAGAUGCCAGAUGAUUGGCUGGAAACAAGUACACUUUUGGCUGCAUUGGAGAUGAUUGAAUCUUGGAUAUUUUCUCGGAUUGUUGAGACAGUGUGGUGGCAGGCACUAACUCCUCACAUGCAAACCCCGAUGGAAAGUUCAUCAACUCCAAAGGCUGGGAGAGUGUUAGGUCCUGCUUUGGGUGAUCAGCAGCAGGGAACCUUUUCUGUUAACCUCUGGAAGACUGCAUUUCACGAUGCAUUCAGCAGAAUGUGUCCGCUUCGUGCUGGUGGACAUGAGUGCGGUUGUUUACCAGUAUUAGCAAAAUCGGUGAUGGAGCAAUGUGUAGCCCGUUUGGAUGUUGCAAUGUUUAAUGCCAUCCUUCGCGAAUCUGCAAGCGAGACACCAACGGAUCCUAUAUCUGACCCAAUUGUUGACCCAAAAGUCCUGCCAAUUCCAGCUGGUGAUCUAACCUUUGGGUCAGGCGCGCAGCUGAAGAACUCUGUCGGAAACUGGUCGAGAUGGCUGACAGAUAAGUUUGGCAUGGACGACGAUGAGUCUGAGCACAUAGGAAAUGAUGAUGAUGAAAGAAGAGGUGCGGCUGAAUCAAAAUCUUUUCAACUGCUUAACGAAUUGAGUGAUCUCCUGAUGCUCCCAAAGGACAUGCUUCUUGAAAAAUCUAUCAGAAAAGAGGUCUGCCCUUCGAUUGGCCUUCAAUUAGUGACAAGAAUCCUGUGCAACUUCACCCCGGAUGAGUUCUGUCCUGAUCCUGUUCCAAGCACAGUCUUAGAGGAGCUGAAUUCUGAGAGCUUGCUGGAGCGCUGCACUGACAAAGAUGUGAUCAGCGCAUUUCCGUGCGUCGCUGCUCCUGUUGUGUACCGUGCGCCUUCAGCAUUGGACGCGGCGGAGAAAGUGGCAGACAUAGGAGGCGGCGCAAAGCUGGACCGGAAAGCGUCAAUGGUGCAGAGGAGAGGGUACACCAGUGAUGACGACCUGGAUGACCUAGACUCUCCCCUUGCAUCCCUAACUGAUCGCAGCGCUCCACCUUCGCCAUCUAACGGUAUUGCACAUUUUGGUGCUCAGAGAGGAGCUUCCAUGGAUAAUGCAAGAUACACGCUCCUAAGGGAAGUAUGGUCAGAGCGGCGCUGAUGAUGAAUCUGUAAUAUAAAAUAUAAAAUCUCUUCUACAGUUGCCUUAUAUGAUCGAAAAGAAGGCGCCUUUGAGUAGGCCCCUCAGCAAUAUAUACAGUGAAAACUCAACCCUUUCUUGUACAGUACAGUCCUGUCAUCGAAUAUAUGUUGCUCAUUUGUAGAAUACAAGCAAUUCAGAUAUGAAUAGUUCUGUUGUCACUUGAAGAUAAAGAUUUGCACUGUCUAUGGUGCAAGCUCGUGAAAUGAAACUAUGUUUACCUACCCAUCGU